Messenger RNA from Cavia porcellus (domestic guinea pig), 534 nucleotides. RefSeq names its product EKC/KEOPS complex subunit LAGE3-like. Gene Ontology annotation, cellular component: EKC/KEOPS complex. NCBI's taxonomy places the organism in Eukaryota, Metazoa, Chordata, Mammalia, Rodentia, Caviidae. The transcript is spliced from 3 exons. The coding region runs from base 36 to 488 and encodes 150 amino acids. The record is from RefSeq and is a predicted model, not a curated record.
CCAGGCAGCGUCUGAGGGGAAGAGGUCCGGCAGCCAUGCAGUCCUCUGGCAGUGCUGAGGGCGGAGCGGACGGCCACAGGAGUGACCAGGCUGGCGCAGGUGUCUCCGGGGACGAGGGAGCCUACGCUGCAACCAUUUUGCGGAUCGUCCAGAUACCCCAUGGCCCGUGGCCCUUUGGGGACAUUGUGCUCUUGGUCAGCAGGACAGGGACCGGUCUACAUGAAUUCAAGGUCAGGGUGCCUUUCUGGUCCUCCCUGGAGGCUGAGGUCAGCCUAAGGUACCUGGCUGAUUUCGGGGAGAGCCCUGACAUUCACCGGGUGCUCACCAGAGACCGCAGCGUCCUGACUGUGAGAUGGGUCGCCCAGGACCGUGGCCACCUCCAGAUAGUGUUCACCCAGUUCCUGGAGGAACUUGCCCUGCUCUUGCGGAUCCUGCAGCGCUUGAAGCCCUUGUUUCCGUCCUCUUCUCUUCUGGCAAAAGGGGGCUGAAGCCCAUACCACAUUGAGCGUGUGGCACUGAAAAAAAUAAAGCUGA